GAUGGCAACCGGAAGUGCAGAAAGUUGCACCGAAUGGCUAGCUUCAGACCACGGCGCGUAGAAAAUAAAUUUCUAUAGUCCGUAGCGCGAGAGUCGCUCUUCUGCAGUGCGUUCUGCUAGGCGCAUGUAAACAGCUGUGCAUAAAUCCUCGCAGUGUACGCGUACUUGUUGCUCAAACCCCUUCUCGUGCUGCUAAUAGUUGUAAUAGUGUAGUGUUGUAAAAUGUGCGAACAAAAGCAGGGAUUCCAGCAGUUGUGGAUGUACGGGAGAUGCUACUGUUUUGUAAAUUGCCAAGUUUUAAAAUGUAUGCUGCAGCAGUCAAGCUCAUUGCUUCAGAUGUUCUGGACCAUCGCUGUACUUAUUCUCUUGUACAGAAGCUAUUGCACACUUGAACAAAACUGGCGAGUGAACAGUCUGCCUUUCACACAGAGCUCCAAAAUCAAGAUGUUAGGUUAGGAUGGAUUUAAUAUUUGCAACGGUUGAGGUGAUGACUGAGAAGAGUUUAUCGAUUAUGUUGUGACUGCCAAAGUUUCAUUAGACGUGCAACCUGAUGCCAUUCCUGGUGUCACAGAGACUUCAUGCGAGACCAGAAUCCAGAAAAAAAUAAUGUUGGAUUAGUCAUUCAUCAGUAAAACUCGUGUAUGCACCUACCCUCUCUGACUCUGUUGAAAAAAUUUGGUCUGGAAAUCCAAUUAUUAUACGCAUAAAAUGGUUCACCACUGCCUUGAAUCGCUCAUUAAUGAGAUGGGGCAUGAGUUGUUCAAAAUUCUGGUCACUCUGGUACAAUGCAGGAAUGGUCUCAACAAUUCUACUAUUUCCAAUAUCGAUAGUAGUCAUUUUAAAAGUGACACUUAACAUUUGGCUGUACAAUUCAGCAUCGCCAAAUGAAAAGAAAGAACAAGUAUUGGAACUUAUGGUUCCAGGAGUUGACAUUCCUUACAAUGAGAUGGGAUACUACGUGCUCUCAUUAAUAUUAUGCAGUGCUGUGCAUGAGAUGGGACGUGCUAUGGCAGCAGUUAGAGAAGAUGUACGCUGAUUUUUCUUGACAAAUGCUGGUGUCUUCAUCAAAGAUAUCUCACUGGACCUUCUGGACUUUUAACAGGAUAUGUAGUACACAGAAUUCAUUACUGUUACGUAAAGAAUUCAACAAAUUGGAGAACGUGUAUUCUGCAAGCAAUUCAGGCUACUGUGUAACGGAUAAGAUGGUGCAGGAAUUAGAUAAAUCUUUUCUGGCUCCUGACAAAAACAAUGGAGUCCAUAACUGCUGUGAUCAGCACAAUGUAGAAAAGGGAUAUUUAUGUUUUGAGCAUUUAGAAGGGUUUGACAUUCAGGCUCUCAAAGCUGCCAUGCACUUUUGCCUUCCUACUCGAGCAAUUGUACAAAGCUUCCAUAAUUUGUGUCAAAACAAUGACUUGUAUGUUAAGACCUGUGUUGGACAACAAAGAUUGUAUAAAUUUUCCAGAGGCCUUCAUUUUACUCUGCAAGUAAGACUCCCUUAAGAAGCAAGAUACAGCAUCAGAGUGCACGCUCAAUGAUUACUUUGGCCAUAACAACCACAUUUACAUUGCUCCUUGGGUUUAAUUUGAUAAAUAUGUACCUGCAUAAAAUGUAGACUAUGUGACUUAUUAUACAGUUAUUGUGAUGUAUAAGCUAGGGCAACUAUAUAAAAAUGUACAGAUAUUUACUGCUGAUGAAUUUAUAAAUAUAAAAACAGGAAAAUAAAUAUAAGAGGAUAUACAUACACAUAACAAAUAUUGUGACUCUUA
Messenger RNA from Nasonia vitripennis (jewel wasp), 1766 nucleotides. RefSeq lists its product as uncharacterized. The transcript is spliced from 6 exons. Lineage: Eukaryota; Metazoa; Arthropoda; Insecta; Hymenoptera; Pteromalidae. The record is from RefSeq and is a predicted model, not a curated record. The coding region runs from base 1050 to 1499 and encodes 149 amino acids.